GUCCCUCUUCAACACCCCUACCUCUUUUCUAUAAAAACCAAUCUCUACCAUCCAUUUCUUUCCCUUCUUCUAUCAUCCUAAUCAACCUCACUUUCCUUUCACAUGGAUUCUCUCUCUCUCUCUAAUUAUAUGUUUGUAUGUGCACUUGUCCCUCUUUGACACCCUAACCUGACUUUUCAACUAGAACAAAUCAUUACCAAUCAUUCCUUUCCAUUCUAUUUAAGCUAAUCCACCACACUCUCAUUGACAAUCCCCAACUUAGCAAUUCUCUCUCUCUCUCUCUCUCUCUCAUAUUAAUUAGAAAAACUGUCAUUUGUUGUUGAUUACCUUGAGCUUUGUUCUAAAAGAGAGAGAGAACUGAAGAAUCAUCUUUGCACUUCUCUCUCCUCUGUUGGUUGUGAGCUUAUCUUUGCUUGGCUUCUCACACCAAUUUGUAUUUGUGAGAGAGCUUUCUCUUUCUUUUGGUUUCUCUUUUGCAGCUCUUCUUCUUGAUACAUUUAUAUAACUACAUUUGCACAUCAUGAAGAAAGUUUGUUGGCCUUACUUUGAUCCCGAGUUUGAUAGUCUCUCAGAAAGGAUAUACGGCCCAACUUGCAGAGUUUGCAUCGAUAACGAAAGCUUAGAAGACUGCACCGUAGUGAAGGUUGAUAGUUUAAAUAAGCAAGGUCUCCUUCUGGAAGUGGUGCAAGUGCUAACAGAUAUGAAUCUCAUCAUCUCAAAAGGCUACAUAUCCUCUGACGCCGGAUGGUUCAUGGAUGUUUUUCACGUCAAAGAUGCAGAUGGGAACAAGCUUGCCGACCAAAGAGUGAUAAACUAUAUACAGCAGGCUAUAGGAACAACAAGAGACCCUCCAAAACCAAAGGCCUACACCACCGGCAAGCCCCUCGAACCCGAACCACAUAGCGAACGCACCACCAUAGAAAUGACAGGAACAGACCGACCGGGUCUCUUCUCAGAGAUCUCAGCAGCCCUAGCCGACCUCCACUGCAACGUGGUCGAAGCCCACGCCUGGAGCCACAACGCCCGCCUAGCUUGCGUGGCCUACAUCUCCGACCAAUCCACAGACACCCCAAUCGAAGACCACCACCGCCUGGCCGCCAUCGAAGACCGCCUCACCACAGUCCUCCGAGCCACCACCAGCAGCGCCACCGCAGGAGGCAACUGCACGAACCAACAACAACGAGAAGCGAAGAGUGGAGGAGGAGGAGGGACGAUGACGAAUGUGGAGAGGAGGUUGCAUCAGCUGAUGCUAUCGGUUCGGGACUUUGAUAGGCCGUUGGCGAUGAUGGAGGUGGCAUCAGAGGAGGGGGGAAAGGCGAGUGUGUUGAUAGAGAGUUGUAGGGAGAAAGGGUACUCCAUUGUGACGGUGCAGUGUAGGGAUAGGCCCAGACUCAUGUUUGAUACAGUUUGUACGCUUACGGAUAUGCAGUAUGUCAUUUUUCAUGCUUCUGUGGAUUCUCAUGAUGGUUAUGCCUUUCAGGAGUACUUCAUAAGGCACGUAGAUGGGUGCGCAUUGAACACAGAAGGUGAGAAGGAAAGAGUUGUUAAAUGCUUAGAGGCUGCCAUAGAACGCCGGGUUUGUGAGGGGGUUCGAUUAGAGUUAUCUGCAAAACAAAGGGUAGGGUUGCUCUCCGAUAUAACUAGGGUUCUUCGUGAGAAUGGCCUUGCAGUCGUCCGAGCAGACGUAGCAACCCAUGGAGGGAAAGCAGUGAAUGCAUUCUACGUCAGAGACAUCUCAGGCAACGAUGUAGACAUGGAGUUUGUCGAGUCGAUGAGGAGAGAGAUGGGACCGAUCGAUCUAGCGGUCAGGAAUGAGAAGUCUCUGAUGCCGCCGAACACAGCUGAUCAUCAAAGGCCUCGUUUCUCCAUCAGUGAUAUAUUGAAAUCCAAGAUUGAACGAUUCUCUCACAACUUUGUUGCAAUCAAGUGAUGUGAUUAUCGUCAUGUAAAUAUGUCAGGUAGUUAAGAGAAUGGAGUUUUUGUAAAUGAAUAAUAAUCACACACACACUUGUUGUACUUGUACAUUAGUUUUGUUGUUUUUCCAUUAAUUAAUUGUUUUGUAAAUAAAGAAGUUCAAUGUCCAUAUGAAUUUGAAUUCUUCAAUGUUUCUAAAAUAUUGUAAACUAGGCUAAAUUUAUGAUCGGAGUAUUUAAUGAUCCAUAUUGUACUCGAAAAAGACCAUUAGAAAAAAUAGCUCA
This is a messenger RNA of Camellia sinensis, 2198 nucleotides long. RefSeq names its product ACT-like superfamily protein. Lineage: Eukaryota; Viridiplantae; Streptophyta; Magnoliopsida; Ericales; Theaceae. The record is from RefSeq and is a predicted model, not a curated record.